This is a messenger RNA of Spodoptera litura, 612 nucleotides long. RefSeq names its product yippee zinc finger protein (gene Yippee). The record is from RefSeq and is a predicted model, not a curated record. NCBI's taxonomy places the organism in Eukaryota, Metazoa, Arthropoda, Insecta, Lepidoptera, Noctuidae.
CGUGACGCAUCCGUCAGCUGAGCGAAUAUAUUGAUUGUUUUGACAACAAACAAAGAAAAUAAAAUAAAGAAAUUGUAAAGCUUAAAAAUGGGUAAAAUAUUUCUUGACCACAUUGGUGGUACCCGUUUAUUCUCAUGUGCAUCUUGCGAUGUGAACCUGACGAAUCGUUCGGAGCUGAUCAGCACACGUUUUACUGGAGCCACAGGUCGGGCAUUCUUAUUCCAUAAAGUGGUAAACCUAGUUUACUCUGAAGUACAAGAUCGUGUGAUGCUGACGGGCCGACAUAUGGUGCGCGAUGUCUCUUGCAAAAACUGUGGCACUAAGCUAGGAUGGGUCUAUGAAUUUGCCACUGAAGAGAACCAGAGGUAUAAGGAGGGCAGAGUGAUCUUGGAGAGGGCUCUGGUAACUGAGAGUGAUGGAAUUGAAGAAAUUCAAGUCAACAACGAUGACUAACUGACUACUUUGACAUAACUUCAAAAUCGAAUGUAGGAAAACAUUACAAUAAUUGGAAAUAACCUAUUAAUUUGUAUGAAAGAAAGAAAAUCUCAAGUUUUAAAUGUGUGACACUUUCUUCUGUUUUAAUUGUUAAGCUCAAUAAAUCUUCUAAAAUCA